UUUAGUUUUCUGAAUAACUUAUUAGAUUAUUCUCUGCACACAGAAGAGAGCAGCACUUUGUCCCCAGGGAAAGAAGCUAUUUCAGACUUCAUUAAGGAGUCGUCUAACAUGUUUCAACAAUCCCUACUGUUGCUCUCUUUGUUUUAAAGAUAUCAGUCUGAUUUUGUUUCAUUCGCAACUGGAGACUAAAUGACACCAAGCAGAAUCUACUGUUAGGUUAGAUUACCAGGACACUGCUUGUGAAGGGAAAAACAUGCAGACUGCAUCUUUGCUUUAUUAUUUCCUGCUUGUCUGUUUGUGUAUUGAUUUUGCUCAAAAUCAAACAAAUGAAAUUCCUAGGAGGCAAAGAAGGAGAAUGCGCUAUAGAGGAUCAAGAAAGGGUUCCUCAGCAUACCACAGACCAAACAGACAACCACAGAUUAAGACUUCAACUACUGUUGCUGUAGUACCAAGCAUUCCCCUUAUUAAUAUUGAUGAUGGCAUUACAGAAGUAUUUGAUUCUCUUAUAGGUUUGGGUGGACAUGAAUCCAGUUACAAUGUCUUACCAGGAAAGAAAGGGCACUGUACAGCUAACGGGAUGAUUAUGUACGAUAAAGCUGUGUGGGCCCCCAAACCUUGCAUUACUUGUCUUUGUUCAAAAGGAAAAGUGAUUUGUGAUGAAACUACGUGCCUUUCUCUGACAUGUCACAAAACCAUGAUACCUGAAGGAGAGUGCUGCCCAGUUUGCUCUGAUAUUGUACAAUAUAUUUCACUGGAUGACACACCUGAAAUUUCUGGUGCUUCUCCAGAGCCCAAUGACCCUAGUGACCCAAUGCUAUUGCAACCACUGCAUACCCAGGCUGAAAUAGAUGAGUUACUUAGACGAGAGAAGGAAGAACUUGAAGGGAGAGAAAAGGAAAUUCACAAAAAGGAUGAAGAGCACAGGAAGAGAAAAGAAAAGAAAAGUCAGGAGGAGAAAAAAAUACGUGACUAUGAAGCCCAUCAGAAAGUAGAGGAGGAAAUAAGCAGGAGAGAGGAAGAAAAAAGAAGAGCAUAUGAAGAGGAAGAGCUACAAAUUGAAAAGGAAGAAGAAGAAAAAAGAAAGGAAAACAAACGUCCAGAGCAAGAAAGAAAACAACAACAAAGUGAAGUGGAAGAAGAGGAAGAGGAUGAACAUAUUUUACGAGGUGAUGUUUUCAGAAUGCCCCCUCGAUUCCCAAUUCCUGUUCCUCCUGCAGAAAUUCCUCCUUUGCCAAUGGGAUGUUCGAUUUCUGACACCACAAUAAGCUGCAUUAAUGCCAAACUUACACAAAUACCACCAAUUACUGAUCCAGAGCUAACAAGCUUAGAGCUUGAAGGGAAUACCAUCACUUCCAUUCCAGAUGAAGCAUUCAAUGGGAUCCCUAAUUUGGAAAGGCUUGAUCUAAGUAAAAAUAAUAUCACUUCUCCAGGCAUAGGUCCACAAGCGUUCAAAAUCCUGAAAAAGUUAAAACGUUUGUAUAUGGAUGGAAACGCACUAGUACAUAUUCCUCCUGAAUUACCAUCAGCUUUAGAAGAACUUAAAAUAAAUGAAAACCAUCUCCAUGCUAUUGAUGAAGACAGUUUACAAGAAUUAAAGAACUUGGUGACCCUAGAAUUAGAAGGCAAUAAACUUAGUGAAGCAAAUGUCAGUCCUUUAGCUUUCCGUCCUUUGAAAAGCCUAUCUUAUUUGCGCCUUGGAAGAAAUAAAUUUAGAACUGUCCCACAAGGUCUUCCCACAUCUAUUGAGGAACUAUAUCUGGAAAAUAACCAAAUAGAAGAAAUUUCAGAAAUUUGCUUUAACCAUACCAGCAAUAUUAACAUCAUUGUGCUGAAACACAACAAAUUAGAAGAAAAUAGGAUAGCACCUUUGGCUUGGAUUAAUCAAGAGAAUUUGGAAUCUAUUGAUCUUUCUUACAAUAAAUUAUAUCACGUUCCCUCCUAUCUGCCAAAAUCCUUACUGCACCUCGUACUUAUAGGAAACCAGAUUGAGAGAAUACCAGGAUAUGUGUUUGGUCACAUGAAGCCAGGGCUGGAAUAUCUCUACCUUUCUUUUAACAAACUUAACAAUGAAGGAAUAGAUCCAGUGUCAUUCUAUGGAGCUUAUCGGUCUUUGAGAGAGUUAUUUUUGGAUCACAAUGAAUUAAAGUUUGUACCAUUUGGAAUCACAGAAAUGAAGGCAUUAACCUUUCUGAGGCUGAACAACAACAAAAUACGGACAGUCCCUCCAGAACGCAUUUGCAGAGCUAUUGUCAAUGAUGACAAUGUUGAUGAUGACAGUAAUGAUGAUGAAGAGGAGGUUGAAGAUUCACGUUUGGAACAUCUUCACCUUGAAAACAAUUUUAUCAAUACAAGAGAGCUGUCACCAUAUGCAUUUUCAUGCAUAAGAUCCUAUUCCAGUGUUGUUCUGAAACCACAGAAGAUCAAAUAACAAGCACCAUAUAUUUUCAUUGCAAAGCCCAUUUUUUUACCUGAAGUGACAUUAUUUAUUCUCCAUCGGAUACACAGAUGAUCUCCUAGCUAAAAGAUGUCUCAGCACUGUUCAUAUACCAUUAUUUUCCUAAUGGUUUCAAUUGAUAUAUUAGUGUAUCAUCUAAAGACUGCUUGAUUUGUUUAGUUUAUACUGUUAAAUAUGCAUACACACACACACAAUUUAAUAAGGGACUUUUUCAAGUUCUAUUAAUAGCAUGUCAACUUGAAAAAGAGACUAAGGCUACGUCUACACUGGGCGAGGUUCGACCUAAGAUAUGCAACUUCAGCUACGUGAAUAGCGUAGCUGAAGUCAGAGUAUCUUAGGUCGAUUUACUUGGCCGUGAGGAUGGCGGUGAGUCGACCACUGCCGCUCCGCUGUCGACUCUGCUUCCCCCUCUCACCGUGGUGGAGUUCCGGAGUCAAUGGCAGAGUGAUCAGGGAUUGAUUUAAUCGCGUCUACACUAGACGCGAUAAAUCGAUCCCUGAUAGAUCAAUCACUACCCGCUGAUUCGGCGGGUAGUGUAAACUUACCCUAAGUGGGGAUAUGGUAGAGGUAUAUAAAAUCAUGAUUGGUGUAGAGAAAGUACAUAAGGAAGUAUUGUUUACUCCUUCUCAUAACACAAGAACUAGGGCUCACCAAAUGAAAUUAAUAGGCAGCAGGUUUAAAACAAACAAAAGGAAGUAUUUCUUCACACAAUGCAGAGUCAACCUGUAGAACUCCUUGCUAGAGGAUGUUGAGAAGGCCAACAUAUUAACAGGGUUCAAAAAAGAACUAGAUAAAUUCAUGGAGGAUAGAUCCAUCAAUCGCUAUUAGCCAAGAUGAACAGGGAUGGUGUUCCUAGCCUCUGUUAGCCAGAAGCUAGGAAUGGGUGAUAGUGGAUGGAUCACUUGAUGAUUACCUGUUCUGUUCAUUCCCUCUGAAGCACCUGGCUUUGGCCACUGUUGGAAGACAAUACUGGGCUAAAUGGACGUUUGGUCUGACCCAGUAUGGCCAUUUUUAUGAUGGCAGUAGGGAAUGAUUAUAAAAGACUCACACCUUUUAUUUUCCAGAUAAUUAUUUUCAAUAAUCUAUUGGCCUGCUCCUCUGAGGGAUACUGUAAGAAACUGCCACUCUGUUUUACCAGACAAACUGCUGAUCCUGAAUGAUCUUUUCUUUUUCUGAAUGGAUGAAAGAGAAGAUGGAACAGGUUAAAUCAAGGGUUGCCCUUUAAAAACGGCUUCUAUGUUGUAGUAGGCAGCACACAAAAGAGUCUGAAGUCACAUGGGCACAUCCAGGUUUUUACCCCUUCCUCUGGAGUUGAAAUUAUUCUGCAGUCGGGUCUAGUGAUGCAGAUGAAAAUAUGGAUAUUAUUUCCCACUUUUACUAUGCAAAUUCACUAUGUAAAUUAAUGUACACAAAAAUAGGAUUCAUACAUAAACAGACAGUCAAGGACCAAGAGUUUUUUGUUUUUAAACUUAAUAUCAAUAGCUAUUAUAUACAGCAACAUAUAGCGCACAUACAUACGGCAGAUUACUCUGUUUUCUCUAAAAUGAAACAACCACUAAUGUAUAGAAGAUAGAAUCCUGUUAAUUUUCUUUUAAUUUUUCUCUUAUAAAAUUAGAUGACUAUACAUGACGCACAAUUAUAUUCUGCCUGAAUGCAAACCAAAUUAUGUAGAAUGCACUGCUUGAAAAAAUUGGCGUGGUAUGUGGCCUUUUUUUGUAAAAACAACUGCUUUCGUUAUUUUGCUUGAUUAAGUAUGGUCAUAUAGGUAUGAGAUACAGAUUAACUUUUUUAUACAAUGUUCUACUUUUCACAACUUUAAUAAUUAAAAUAUUUUUGCAUUUC
This is a messenger RNA of Gopherus flavomarginatus (Mexican gopher tortoise), 4297 nucleotides long. RefSeq names its product extracellular matrix protein 2 (gene ECM2). The coding region runs from base 254 to 2428 and encodes 724 amino acids. Gene Ontology annotation, cellular component: extracellular matrix. The transcript has 10 exons. The record is from RefSeq and is a predicted model, not a curated record. Lineage: Eukaryota; Metazoa; Chordata; Testudines; Testudinidae. Gene Ontology annotation, molecular function: protein binding; heparin binding; collagen V binding. Gene Ontology annotation, biological process: positive regulation of cell-substrate adhesion; extracellular matrix organization.